Penicillium angulare is the source of this 900-nucleotide messenger RNA. RefSeq lists its product as uncharacterized. The transcript has 2 exons. The record is from RefSeq and is a predicted model, not a curated record. Bases 1 to 900 code for a protein of 299 amino acids. NCBI's taxonomy places the organism in Eukaryota, Fungi, Ascomycota, Eurotiomycetes, Eurotiales, Aspergillaceae.
AUGGCCGGUUCCAAUGCGGCUGGCAAUGCGCCGGUCUACCCUGCCGGCACUGUUGCCAAAGUGUCGACCGAUAUCCUCAACGAAACCUUCCAUAACAUUAUCCAUGACCUCGUCGCCAAAGUCCAUCGAGAAGAGAAAGUGGCACGGAUGCGCUCUGCGGUAGUCCUUGCGAGACAGAAAGCUGAAGAUGGGGCAACUGUCCCAGAUGAAUCGCCAAGCAAGUCUUUGGCAGAUGUAAAGACAAGGGAAAUGAUUGUUGAUCCAACAAAACUGGCCAAUACACAUCUUGAAACCGACGCAGCCAUUUUCGACCACGGACAAGUUCUCCUGAAAGGCAACCCAUUACAAACAGUCAAAGAAAUAAUCUGUCCCGAAUGCCGAAUGCCACGUCUCUCAUAUCCACCCGUCGGCGCUGGUUUCCGACCUCCCCCAGAUUCCAAUCGCGAGUACUGUCUAAAUGGCCCGCUGAUCACACUACCCGGCCAUGACGUCCAUGGCAAACUAUUUGCAAUCAUGCCGAACCCCAAGAAACGAAAGACAGAGAAGGACAGCAACAUACCUGAGGUUCCUACUAGCAAGUGUCCUGUUUGUCCAAGGUACUUUGUCAUGAACCGCGUGGCUCAACAUUUGGACCGCUGCAUGAACAUCUCCGGUCGUGGAAGUAGUACCCGAAAUAAGACACCGACAGACAGUGGCGCAAGUGGUGGAAACAGUCCAACCUCAUCUGCUCCAAAACGUCAACACACCGAUGAGGACGAGGGCAGCCCCAGUCCUACAAAGAAGAAGAAGCUUAACCAGAAGAAAGCGUCCAACAAUAAGCCAGGGCCCAGUAAGCUGAAGAACUCGUUCACGGUGGAGGACAACGACGAUGAUAUUAAGAGUGAGAAUGCCGAUGCGUGA